AUGGAUCAAGAGUCAUCAUCACAGCAUCCAAAAGGGCAUCAAAGGACGCGGUCUGCUGUCAAAGGUAGCACCCCUCUGGCAUCUCAUCUCCUGCCCCCUCAACAACAGACCGAUCAACAAACAUCAUCGUCACACGCGGAGCAACAGCAUCAGAUGAUUCCCGGCGGACACGGACACCAAGCCAGGGCUCCGGUCUCCGGCUCCCCGCUUCUCCCCCGUUCCCCAGCAGCCCACUCUCCCGCUCCGCCCCACUCCCGCCGUCAACCGCCACCCUUGUCCCUGUCCCCAGCCGGCCCGAGUCCCCGCAUGUCUUUCUCUUCGGGCCCCGGUAGUGGCGCUGCCUCUGGACGCGGCGCUCCACGCCCUCCCCCCGACUUCUCCCACCUCCUCCGUCCUGACAUCUACCAUGAACUGGCUCCCCUCAACGUUCCGCCCCCUUUUCGCCAGUCUGCGAAACAACCUUCAGCCUCUACACCCAUCCCCGAUCUCCUUGCCGGAGGCCACUUCCGGGCUGCCGCUGUUGCUGCCGCCCAAGCACUCACUGGAGCCAAUGGUGCUCCUGCUCCGGACCUGGCCGACCAUGCCCUUAUUCUUUCUCUGUUUUAUGUCCGCUUGGCCUGCCUAACCCUCAUUGACGCCACUGCUCUCGCCACUCAAGAGGUCAAAGCUCUAGAGGAUCUGAAUGCUACCUUUUACGUUGAUGAGACUGGCCACAACUUGAUCCCUUGGGAGCUACGUAUCUUGGCGGUCCGGUUGCAAGCUAUUAGCUUCGCCGACCAGCGGCGUGCAGUCAUGAGCUACUACGACCUGGCCAGGGAGGCACGCUUGCGCUUGGCCGAGGCGGCAGCCAAGCACGACAACUCGGAAAAGCAACUGUGGAGAGAAAGGCUCAACGAUCUGGGCGUUAGGGUCGCCGGCGUACUGGUCGAAAUGGAUGACCUUAAGGGGGCAGUUGAACACUUGGCCUCGCUGAAAGAAAGUGAUAACGGGAGUGGUAAAAUGCAGAUGGCGAGAGCUCUGUUGUGGUUACAUCUGGGAGAUGUUGACGCCGCGAGGGGGUGCGUGAAGCCCGCGGAAGGCAGCGAAGGCCCUUCCGAUAACAUGACGGAGAGGAUUCUGCAUGCCUUGUGCGACAUGGCCGAUGGAAAGUACUCCGAAGCAUUGAAUCAGUGGGAAGAGUUGAGCAAGGUUUCAGAUGACGAGAUGAUUGGUGUAAACAGGGGAGUUUGUCUGCUUUACGUUGGAAGGUUGCAAGAGGGCAAAGAUCUGCUUGAGGGUUUGGUGGACUCCGGUAGGACCUCACAUACCCUUCUCUUCAACCUGACGACCAUGUACGAGCUUUGCACGGAGAGGUCCCGAACCUUAAAGGUCCAACUGACAGAGAAGGUGGCUGCCUUGGAACCGACAUCCUUUGGGUGGGAAAAGACCAAUGCCGACUUUAAGCUUUGA
Molecule: messenger RNA, 1449 nt
Organism: Neurospora hispaniola
Lineage: Eukaryota; Fungi; Ascomycota; Sordariomycetes; Sordariales; Sordariaceae
Exons: 3
Coding region: 1-1449 (482 amino acids)
Cellular component (GO): Golgi apparatus; TRAPP complex
Molecular function (GO): protein binding
Source: RefSeq, a predicted model, not a curated record